AUGACUGCCACUAUAACAGAUAUCGUUUCUGUCAAGAAAGCGCGUUACGUUGGCGCUCAAGCUGCGCAGUACAACACCUAUGUCACGCUGAAGCUGCAGAAUGUGAAGUCGACUACGGUAACGGUGAAAGGCGCCAACCCCUGCUGGGAACAAGACUUCCUGUUCGAGACGAACGACGUGAACACGGGCCUGCUGAUAGAGGCGUGGAGCAAGGGCAUGCUGUGGGACCGCGCGCUCGGCUACCACUGGGUGCCGCUGCCCUCCGUCAAGUACUCCAACGAGGAGGGCACGGGGCAAUGGCUGUCGCUGGAGGCGGAGCUGGUGAUGCGCGACGGGGAGGUGGUGGGCACGAAGAGCCCCACGGGCCACUCGCUGCUCGUCGACUGCCGCUUCGAGCUGCCGUUCGACCCGGAGAACACGGAGGGCGCCGACCUGCAGCGGAAGCUGGAGAUGCUGAACAACAUCAUGGACCAGGAGGCGCGCGCCGAGCAGGCCCGAAGGCAGCUGCAGUACUUCGGCCACUCCGGCUACUCGGAAGACAGCGACUACACGAGCGACCUCAACUACCCGGUGGGCGGGCAGCACGCCAACUCGUCGGCGUCGCAGUUCCGUGCGGCGGCGCACGGCAUGGCGACGCCCGAGAGCAGCCGCGAGAACUCGUACGAGCGCGACGAGCAGCCGCCGCCGUACGGCCCGCCGCGCGCCCAGGGUCGCCACGACGAGGACAUGGAGCCGCUCUCCUACAACAGCAGGCCCCGCGGCUACAAGGAGUACAGACAUAAGAAAGGCUCCUGGGACACAGACGAUAGCCCGGACACAUGGUACAGCGCCAGCAGCUACGUGCAGAGCUACUCGCAGGAGCUGGACGACCGCCUCUACACCGACACCUCCUACUACCGGACCAACAAGCGCUCCAGGGGCACGAGCAACCGACGACCGAGCCUGGAGCGGCAGCCGACCCUGUACGACCCGGACGACCAGUACUUCCCGGAGCCCUACUACGGGGAUACGCACGAGGCCUACAGGGAUUAUGAUCGGAGCUACGGAGUGGACUACUACUCCACCAAUGACAACUACCACUACCAAGACGAAAGGUACGGCCAGGAGGACGAGGACCGUCAGUGGGACUCCGGGGGGUACUACACGACGCCGCGCGACCUGUACGAGAACCGCGUGAACGAGCGGCGGUCGCGCGCAGGAGCAAAACUAUAUGUACAGUGCACGUACAGUGGCUCGACAAAUAUAUAG
Molecule: messenger RNA, 1248 nt
Organism: Schistocerca gregaria
Lineage: Eukaryota; Metazoa; Arthropoda; Insecta; Orthoptera; Acrididae
Product: phorbol ester/diacylglycerol-binding protein unc-13-like
Exons: 13
Coding region: 1-1248 (415 amino acids)
Biological process (GO): chemical synaptic transmission
Cellular component (GO): plasma membrane
Molecular function (GO): calmodulin binding; diacylglycerol binding; syntaxin-1 binding
Source: RefSeq, a predicted model, not a curated record